Messenger RNA from Recurvomyces mirabilis, 426 nucleotides. RefSeq lists its product as uncharacterized. The coding region runs from base 1 to 426 and encodes 141 amino acids. The transcript is spliced from 2 exons. NCBI's taxonomy places the organism in Eukaryota, Fungi, Ascomycota, Dothideomycetes, Mycosphaerellales, Teratosphaeriaceae. The record is from RefSeq and is a predicted model, not a curated record.
AUGGCGGCUUCCAGGACUGUGCCAGCGCAUGAUCCGCUACGCAUGCUAGAUCUUGCUGCCAGUGAUGGCCAGAGAGUGAGGAACAACCAGCCACCAACUAGUGACAGCAAUGGCAUGGAUUACGUUCGAUGCACGGUGCUUCACAAUGCCAUCGUCAAAUAUGGCUGGCGAGCUAGUGGUCAACAUGUCACGGAAAUGCCGAUGACUACUUGGUGGGAGGCAGCAUACGAUCUCUCAUUGCUGGACCAGGCCCAGCAGCAGCUAGAUCUGUCAGUCGUGGAGUUUCUGAAGCGAGCGAUGAUGGUGCCUUCGUUCAGCGAUUCUACCGACAACAAUUUCUUCCACUUCAGCCCAGAUCUGAGGUCUGCUGACACUGAUGAGAAGCUCGUACCACUCUACAUGGCUAAUUAUCAUGAGGACGAUUAG